GAAAACAGGUCCAUAUGCAUGAAUGCCUUUGGCUUCAGCUAGGCAUUGGAAUCCCAAAGCCCGACAGACUUCUGAAAAGACUUCACAGGGACUGAUUAAAAGCCCUAGCUUUGAAAUAUUUGCAUCCCUGCACUUUGUUAGCAUAUUUACAUAUCUUUCAAGUUUCAAUCAUGGUUUUGCAACUUUCAACUAUACUUCGACUGCAUGCUAAAGGAAUUUAUUCACUCAAAUGUCACAAGCAAAGAUACAAAGCCCAUUAAACUUUAUUCUCAAAGAAGAAGAAGAAGAAGAAGAAGAGGGUACAUCCGUAUGUCGGCAUUUGCUUAAAAGUGUUGAUUAAGAUUCGCAUAGUGGCCGUUGGAUUUACUGCGUAAAAAGCUUUACUUUGAAGUGGGUCGGAGGAAAUCUGGAGAAGAAAGAAUCUGGGUAUGAGGGUUUCCCAUUCUCCAUUAUAUCAGGACUGCCAGUCUUCAAAAUGGGCUAGAGAUUUUCAGAACUAGAAACCCUAGUUGCAGUUUUUAAAUUUUUUUUUCUCAACUGCUAUGUAAAAUGAGCUCACUCAAACUCCCAGAGUCAGUUCCUUCUCCAGCACAAGACUCUGAGCGACUCAGAGAAGUUUUUCGAAGGCGGAAGAACAAGAAUGCAAGUGAAAUAAUAUGGAUACUGGGGCACAGAGACUCGAAGCACAGAAAGGAGAUCAAAUAUGAGUAUGAAAAGCUUUUUGGCCAAUCCCUCAUAAAGUCCCUCCAUUCUGAACUUUCUGCCUCUGCUGAGUUCAAGAGUGCAGUAGAGUUGUGGCUGUAUGAUGCUCCUGAGAGGGAUGCAAGGCUAGCAUGGAUGGCCCUAAGGACCAUGUCCAAGAAGAAGAGAAUUAAGAAUCACCUGCAGGCAAUAGUAGAGAUAGCGUGUGCAUCCUCUCCUCACCAUCUGAUGGCAGUAAGGCAGGCCUAUCGUAAUCUCUUUGAUUGCUCCCUAGAAGAAGACAUUGCAUAUAAUGUCUCCCAACCCCUUAGAAAGCUCCUUGUGGGCUUGGCAAGCUCGUACAGGUAUGACAAAGAAGUGCUGGAACUGAAUGUUGCAAAUUCUGAGGCAGCUAAACUACGGGAAGCCAUAGAAAGGAAGCAAUUGGGCAAUGAUGAAGUAGUGUGGAUACUUAGCACCAGAAAUUUCUUUCAGCUCAAAGAAACUUUUAAGUCCUACAAACAAACUUAUGACAUCCCUAUUGAUGAGGACAUCAGAAGCAGCGCCAAAGAUGAGUUGGGAUUUAUAUUGCGGGUGGUAGUUUUGUGCAUAGAUUCCCCAGAGAAACACUUCAUUGAGGUUAUCAGUUCUUCCAUGGUUGGAUCCAAGGCAGAUAUUCCAGAUUCAGUAACCAGAGUUAUUGUAAGCCGAGCAGAGAAAGACCUGGUGAACAUCAAGACAGAGUAUUUGAACACAAACAAAACAACCCUCAGCAGUGCUCUCACUGGUGACACUUAUUACAAGGAUUUCUUGAUGGCCUUACUUGGUGAACAGCUUUAAGCUUUAUGUAGCAUACAUGCGUGCACCUACUUACAUGUCAAAAAAGUCUUAGGGUUUGGGAAACAAUUUUCAUUUCUCAUUUUCAACUUUUUCAAAAAUGGCACCUUCUUUUUUAGUUUUCCAAUUUUCAACAUUUGUACGAGAAAAUUUGGGAAACAUCUUUGUAUUGUUUUCCAAGUUUCCUAUAUAAAUGUUGAAAAAUUGAAAAAUAACUUAACAUUUUUGUAAUAUUUUGAAAAUCGAAAAUGACAAAUGAAACUAUGUUCCCCACAGCAGGCCUCUAACCUCAUCGUUCUGUAGUUUACCAGCAUAGGUCUAUCUCCAUUGUAGACCUGAAAACUAUUGUAAUCUGAAUUAGAGGGAACGUAUAGAGAAAUUAUCCUAUAUAAGAAAUUUAUAAUUCUCCUUGUUUUAUUGUGUGUACACGAGUGCAUGUGCAGCAACUUUUUGAGCACAUGUAACACUAAAUUGAUGGUAUUUGUUUUGUGUUAUGAAGGUAAAUUGUAGAAUCAUUCUUUAAA
This is a messenger RNA of Malania oleifera, 2042 nucleotides long. RefSeq names its product annexin D3-like. The transcript is spliced from 6 exons. Bases 550 to 1521 code for a protein of 323 amino acids. The record is from RefSeq and is a predicted model, not a curated record. Gene Ontology annotation, cellular component: cytoplasm. Gene Ontology annotation, molecular function: calcium ion binding; calcium-dependent phospholipid binding. NCBI's taxonomy places the organism in Eukaryota, Viridiplantae, Streptophyta, Magnoliopsida, Santalales, Ximeniaceae.